Brassica napus (rape) is the source of this 2036-nucleotide messenger RNA. Its product is annotated as sulfate transporter 3.2. The record is from RefSeq and is a predicted model, not a curated record. Lineage: Eukaryota; Viridiplantae; Streptophyta; Magnoliopsida; Brassicales; Brassicaceae. Gene Ontology annotation, cellular component: membrane. Gene Ontology annotation, biological process: transmembrane transport.
ACCACAUCUUCCUCUCUUCUCAUCACACUCGAAUACAAAUGAGACUUUGCUUUUGAUCAGUCUCAUUCCAUAAGUUCUUCACAGCAAAGAAAAUACAAGAAUAUGUGCAAAAGGGCAUUACAUUACCCCCAAGUAGAAACCCCUCCACCACAACCUUUUUUGAAAUCACUAAAGAACACUCUCAAUGAAAUCCUUUUCGCCGACGAUCCGUUCCGAAAAAUCAGGAACGAAUCGAAAACGUCGAAAAAGAUCGAGUUAGUGUUGAGACACGUGUUCCCGAUCUUGGAAUGGGCUCGUGGUUACAAUUUGAACUACUUGAAAUCAGACGUUAUCUCAGGGAUCACGAUAGCAAGUCUUGCUAUUCCUCAAGGGAUUAGCUAUGCUCAACUCGCUAAUCUCCCUCCAAUCCUUGGUCUUUACUCGAGCUUCGUGCCGCCGAUGGUUUACGCGAUAAUGGGAAGUUCAAAAGAUUUAGCGGUGGGUACAGUAGCGGUGGCGUCGCUGUUAACGGCGGCAAUGCUGGGAAAAGAGGUAAGCGCGGUGGAGAAUCCAAAACUUUACCUUCACUUAAGCACACCGCCACUUUUUCUUCUUCGCCGACUCAUGCAAACCUGCCUUGGCCUCUUACGAAACAUGUGGAGAUGGGAGAGUGGAAUACUAGGGUGUUGCUUCCUCUUUUUCCUUCUUACAACCAAGUACAUUAGCAAGAAGAGACCAAAACUAUUCUGGAUAUCUGCAAUGGCUCCACUUGUUUCUGUCAUUUUUGGAAGCCUCUUCGUUUACUUCCUCCAUGCCCAGUUCCAUGGCAUCCAAAUUAUUGGAGAAUUAAAGAAAGGGAUUAAUCCACCGUCCAUCACACAUCUGGUUUUCACGUCACCUUAUGUCACGCUGGCUCUUAAAACCGGCAUUAUCACUGGAGUCCUAGCUCUUGCUGAAGGAAUUGCAGUGGGGAGAAGCUUUGCAAUGUAUAAGAAUUACAACAUAGAUGGUAACAAAGAGAUGAUUGCAUUUGGGAUGAUGAACAUUUUUGGUUCCUUCUCCUCUUGCUAUCUCACUACCGGACCGUUUUCACGUUCCGCGGUGAACUACAACGCCGGUUGCAAAACGGCGGUAUCAAACGUGAUGGCGGUUGCAGUAGCAGUAACAUUACUGUUCUUAACGCCAUUAUUCUUUUAUACGCCGUUAGUAGUUCUGUCGUCUAUCAUCAUCGCCGCCAUGCUCGGACUCGUUGACUACGAAGCAGCCAUGCAUCUUUGGAAACUCGACAAGUUCGAUUUCUUCGUUUGUCUCUCUGCUUUCCUCGGCGUCGUUUUUGGUACCAUUGAGAUUGGUCUCAUCCUCUCUGUGGGAAUAUCAGUGCUGAGGUUACUGUUGUUCGUGGGAAGACCAAAGAUAUAUUUAAUGGGAAAGAUUCAGAACACAGAGAUCUAUAGGAACAUUGAACAGUACCCUCAAGCAACUACUCUCUCUGGCCUCAUCAUUCUCCAUAUCGAUGGUCCUAUUUACUUCGCCAACUCUAGCUACUUGCGAGAUAGAAUUGGAAGGUGGAUCGAUGAGGAGGAAGAGAAACUGAGAAAGAGUGAAGACAGUCUACAAUACAUCAUACUUGAUUUGAGUGCUGUGGGGAACAUCGACACGAGUGGUAUAAGCAUGCUUGAGGAAGUCAACAAAAUACUAGGACGAAGAGACCUCAAGCUAGUGAUAGCAAACCCAGGAGCAGAGUUGAUGAAGAAGCUAAGCAAGUCCAAGUUCAUAGAGACCAUCGGCAACUGGAUUCAUCUCACGGUAGCAGAAGCCGUCUCAGCCUGCGACCACAUGCUCCAAACAGCUAAACCGGACUCACCGGAGAAAAUCUCCGGUGUACCGGAAUUCAACAACGUUUAAGAUGGUUACAAAUUAAAAUCUCACAUUAAUAUAUUUUCACCAAGAAUAAAGUCGAAAAGCUAAGAGUCUGUCUGUUAUUCAAAUUUUCACUACUUACUACUAUUGCGUUCAAAAAAUAACGCUGUUAAAUUAAACCAUUUUUCACAUGAGAA